UCGGCCGUUGUUUAAUUGGCUCUGGCGAUAAUAAUAAUCCUGCGCAUAAUCCACAUGAGACUUUUCAUCGGGUUUAACAUGCUGGGUGGGGUCUAACCUGUAUACGCAGCGGAUGAUCCACAUCGAGGCGAAAGCAUUCGGGAUUGGUAUCCCUCACACAAGAGUUGAUUUCGUAUUUCUUCCCAACUACAAUUCUUUCUCUUUCUGUUUAACCACACCCCCAAACCCCGCGCAUUUAUACGAUGGACGCCUUAACUGCUGAUUACUUACACAAGGUCAUCGCCGAAAGACUCGAGGCCAACUUGGUGCAAGUGCAAGACAUGUCCGGUGGUUGUGGUCUGGCCUUUGCUGUCAUCAUCGUGUCUCCCAUCUUUCAGGGCAAGAACAAGUUGAUGAGACACCGCUUGGUUAACAAUGCCUUGAAACAGGAAAUGAAUUCCAUUCAUGCAUUCACCCAGAAGGUUUUUACCCCCGAAGAAUGGGAGUUGCAGAAGGUGAACUACGAGAACUAAGCCACUAGAUUGGCGUGGAAUAAACAAAUCGGAUCCUUUUGCGGAAUAAGAGAUAACCUGUUUCAGAACUGAAAGUGACCAGUCGGAGCCAUUGCCCUACUCGGAUUCGGUCUGGUUUCAGAAGCAAGACCAAGCACAAUUCCUGUGGUGCAACACCCUUGCAUCACUGGUUGUGAAUCCGCCAUCAAAACUUCCCGUACUGGGGCUAUGCUGUAUAUGUAUCAUUAAUUACCCUGCUUCUGUUACGUACCCCUUGUAUGUUUUUUU
Babjeviella inositovora NRRL Y-12698 is the source of this 779-nucleotide messenger RNA. RefSeq lists its product as uncharacterized. Lineage: Eukaryota; Fungi; Ascomycota; Pichiomycetes; Serinales. Gene Ontology annotation, biological process: intracellular iron ion homeostasis. Gene Ontology annotation, molecular function: 2 iron, 2 sulfur cluster binding. The transcript has a single exon. Bases 243 to 512 code for a protein of 89 amino acids. Gene Ontology annotation, cellular component: nucleus; cytosol. The record is from RefSeq and is a predicted model, not a curated record.